AGUAAAUACCUAUUGAAUUGUGACAGAAAUGGUGGUACAUGAAGACAAUAAGCUAAGAAACCUUAAGAGAGCACUGUAUGGGUGCUGUGCUGUCGCUCUAAUCUCGAUGGUGGUGGUCAUGUCGCUGAGUUUAAUCGAGCUCAGUUCACGAGAUAUCAACACCUCCUACAACGCAUCUACUAUUAAAACAGCUAGAGCAAUUGUCAUUACGGUAGGAGUGGCCGCUAUAUUAAUCCAAAUCGUGGGAAUCUUAGGCGCUUACAAACAAAGCAAUUGGAUGGCCAUUGCGUACAGUGUUAUCUCUAGCAUACUGUCCGGUCUGUGUAUCGUAGAGGCGAUUCUGGCCACCGAUUUCUUCUGCUAUUAUCUGGUGGUGAUAUUCUUCGUGAGCAGUAGUGUUGGCUCGAUGUACGCAAAACACUUACGCAAACUUAAGAAACAGGCCAUAAACGCGAUGUUUGGUGAGCCGAUGCCCGGCCAACACAAUAUUGUGUACCAAAUCCCUGGUAACGGGUAUCCAAACUAUACGGGCCAACAGCUUAAUUUUGUGAGGCCAGAUCAAUUACGGGCCAACGGGCACAUGUAUAUGACCAGUUCGUUUACAAAUGCGGUGCCAUAUCAAUCGCCGAUGGGAAACGGUUACUCAGAUGGUCUGGGCGAUCAUUUAUAUGUCCAGCCACCUAGCUAUAUCCAAAGUCAGGCCGCAGCUGCCAUGGCCACUGACGAUCACCAAGCUCCUUUUCAAACAUCUGGCUUGUCCAUUGCGUCAAAUAUACACGCGCCCACUACAGCGGACGUUAGGCUCGUGCGGCUGACCAAAGCCAUGUAUUCAUGGUGUACGGCGUGUCUCAUCAUCGCACCCAUAGUGAUGGCCAUUAAAAUAAGCGCAUUGAGUGAUACUUAUGUCUCUUAUGAAUACUACAUUGGAUCGAAAGAAUUGGACCGUGCUCUUGUCAUAACCCUUGGCGUGUUAACAAUAGUGUCCCAAUUCCUUGGCUACGCCGCCGCGUACAAGCAAUCCAAUUGGAUGGCCGUCACGUACGGCGUGAUUGCGGGAGGACUGGCCGGCGGGUCCGUCACAUACGCCAUACUCUUCUACUAUUUAGCGCUACUCCUCACUGUCUCGUUGUUUAUCAGCGGUUUUGUCGCCUCCUUUUACGCCAAACAUAUCCGUCGACUCGAGAAACAGGCCCUAAACCCCACGGUCUACAUCACGGGUAUGCCCGGCCAGCCUAAUAUGAUGUACCAGGGACAGUUCAACUAUGGCGGACAACCAGCCUACGCUAUGGGAGCGGACGGACAGUUUUACGCCACCAAUGCCUAUCAGCCCCAACAGACUCAGGCGUAUCCGCCGCCCACUGCUCAACCGCCCGGUUAUAGUCAGUCACAGCAACAAUCGCUGCCGUUUGCCGCCCCUGACCAACAGACAGCGCCCGGAACUAUAGCCUCACACAAAACAAUGCCACCCGCGGCCGGAUGGCAGUCAUAG
This is a messenger RNA of Medioppia subpectinata, 1489 nucleotides long. Lineage: Eukaryota; Metazoa; Arthropoda; Arachnida; Sarcoptiformes; Oppiidae. The record is from the annotation of a GenBank genome assembly.